AUGGCUGAGGUCACGCACGAGGUUGUGCUUGUGCCCGGAGAUGAGGAUUCUGGACACGACACUUCGGAUCUUGAGAGCAUGGCCUCUUCAAGCACGAGCAUCACCGCCUCUAUCCUCGAUUACCGGAUCGAGAACGGCAGAACGUAUCAUCGAUACAAGGACGGCAAAUACAUCUUUCCCAACGAUGCAAGAGAGAGCGACAGAUUAGAUCAGCAACAUGAGAUCUUCAUCUACACGCUCGAUGGCAAACUCGGCCUCGCGCCUCCGUGCAAACCGGACUCCAAAGUCGGCCGCGUUCUCGACGUCGGGACUGGGACCGGGGUCUGGGCCGUUGAUUUCGGGGACUUGCACCCCGAAGCUGAGAUUCUGGGCAUCGAUCUCUCCGCUCCUCAGCAAGAAUUCGUGCCUCCCAAUGUGAGGUUCGAAAUAGACGACAUCGAAGAAGAGUGGACGUACUCGGAACCAUUCAACUACAUCCACAGCCGCUUCAUGAACGCAAGCAUCGCAAACUGGAAAGAAUAUCUCAAGAAAUGCUAUGACAACGUUGCACCAGGCGGAUACCUCGAGCUUCUAGAGAACCAAGUUGAUCCAGUGUCUGACGACAAUACCCUUCCCAAGGACUCUUCGAUACACGAGUACGUCAACCUCAUCCUUUCUGGGUCCGAAAAGAUGGGCCGUGUGUUCGUCGACGUAUCUGCUCUCAAAAGCCUUGUUGUUGAGGCUGGUUUUGUCGACAUCGAGCUCCGAAUAUUCAAGUGGCCCAUGAAUGGCUGGCCGAAAGAUGAGAAAUACAAGAAACUCGGCCUCUGGUGCCACGAGAACUUCUCCAGCGCCCUCGAGGCCGUAUGCAUGGCGCUGCUCACCCGCGUCCACGGCUGGACCCGUGGUGAGGUCGACGUUUUUCUCGUCAAUGUCCGGAAGGAUUUGAAGAAUGGGAGCUAUCACGCCUACUUCCCCAUCUAUUCGGUCGUUGGUCGUAAGCCUGAGAAGGAAGAAGCCGCAGCCUCUGCUUAGUGCCGGGCUGGUGUUCUCGCCGAAUAGGUGGCUACUGUGAUGCCUCGCAAGGCUUACUGAUGGUUUCAAGCUGAGUAUGUUGGCAUAUGGAGGGGUUAGCAACGUAAAUCCAGAACAAAAGGGGUCGAGGCUGUACAAAGACCUACUAGAAUCGU
Colletotrichum acutatum is the source of this 1169-nucleotide messenger RNA. Its product is annotated as S-adenosyl-L-methionine-dependent methyltransferase. Lineage: Eukaryota; Fungi; Ascomycota; Sordariomycetes; Glomerellales; Glomerellaceae. The record is from RefSeq and is a predicted model, not a curated record. The transcript is spliced from 10 exons. Gene Ontology annotation, molecular function: methyltransferase activity. The coding region runs from base 1 to 1014 and encodes 337 amino acids.